GCCGGUAUUCACCAGGAUGACCACAAAUAUAAUUCAUCCGUUUCUUGCUGGACCGAGUAUCGAACUUCCGGUCCCUCAGCCCUGUCAGAACCCGGCUAGCUCCGACGGGGAGAUCAUAUCGCUCAAUGAAUCCCAACUUGCUCUCAAAAGCCACAAUGAGGCAAGCCAACCUGCGCAGACUCAGCCUGCACCGGCCGAAGAGCCUCCAACCGCACACAAAAGCCAAUCCAAACCACCCGAGCUGCCCACCCUCUUCGCCGAAAUCAUCUUCAUCAUCGUCUGCUCCAUGGGCCAGCUGCUCUUCGCCAUCCUCCUCUCCAACACCCUCGUCAACCAGGUGACUUUGGUCGAAGCACUCGGCAUCAGCGGUUCCCUGUCGCCAUGGCUCGUCGGCUCCUUCCUCCUCGCCAACGGCAUCUCCGUCGUUAUCUCAGGGUCCCUAGCUGACCUCACGAACCCUAAAUGGCUAACCGUCGGGGCCUUCAUCUGGCUCACCAUUUGGGACUUGAUCGGUGUCUUCUCCAUCCAGCCCUCGCGUAUGGUAUUGUACUUCUUCGCCCGCGCCAUGCAGGGCAUCGCGGUGGGGGUUCUCGAGUCCACAGCCAUGAGCAUCCUCGGACGCGUGUACAAGCCGGGACAGCGCAAGAACAAAGUCUUCGCGAUGAUGUCCGCCAUGAUCCCCAUGGGUUUCGGGAUCGGGGCCCUCCAGGGCGGGGCCUUCAGCGCCCAUCUGCACUGGGUGUUCGGGUCCACAGCUAUCCUGUGCGCUAUUUGCGCAGCCGCAGCGUAUUGGGUCGUACCGUCCAUUCCCCCAUCGACUCGCGAACAAGGCAGCGACCAACUCCUCUCGAUCAAGGACUUCGAUUUCCUCGGCGCAGCCGUCUGCGCGUGUGGCUGCGGACUGCUCAUCUUCGGCCUGACGCAAGGCGCCCCUACGAACUGGACGCCAUACACCUACGCGCUAGUGAUCGUGGGCGCACUCUUCUUCGUGGCAUUCUACUUCGUCGAGCAAUGGGUCACCCGCCCACUGAUCGACAACCGGGUUUGGAGAACCCCCGGCUUCAUUGGCCUCAUGGUAUCUUACUUCCUCGGCUACGGCGCCUUCGUCGGCGCGUGGAUGUUCUACGCCGUCCGCUUCUUCCUCACCAUCCAAAGCAAACCACCCAUCCUGGCGGCGGUCUAUCUCCUCCCCAUCGCAGUCGCAGGGACUCUCGCUACGUGGGUCGUCGCGAAAACCCUCCAUAUCCUCCCGGGCCAUUAUAUCCUCAUCACCAGCAUGAUUUCGUUCACCAUGGGACCCGUCUUCUUCCUCCCCCAGACGGCGAAUACAACGUACUGGGCGCUUUCUUUCCCCGGGAUCAUUCUAGCGACCUUUGGUCCAGAUAUGUCGUUCGCGGCGGCAUCGAUCUUCAUUACCUCGAAUGUGCCCAGGUCGUUCCAGGGCGCGGCGGGGAGCUUGUUAAUUACGAUGCAGAAUCUGUCGUCGGCGGUGUUCACGGCAGUAGGGGAUACCAUCGGGGAGAACGUUACGAAGAGUGGAGGGUAUGCGUUGGAUCUGGAAGCGUUGAGGGCGAUCUGGUGGUUUAGUUUGGCAGCGGCGUUGUUGGGCGCGGUUAUUUGUGCGGUGUUUGUACGCAUUCCGAAGAGUGAGGAGAAGGAGCAUGUUCAGUGA
Molecule: messenger RNA, 1672 nt
Organism: Aspergillus steynii IBT 23096
Lineage: Eukaryota; Fungi; Ascomycota; Eurotiomycetes; Eurotiales; Aspergillaceae
Product: MFS general substrate transporter
Exons: 1
Coding region: 17-1672 (551 amino acids)
Biological process (GO): transmembrane transport
Cellular component (GO): membrane
Molecular function (GO): transmembrane transporter activity
Source: RefSeq, a predicted model, not a curated record